Vigna unguiculata (cowpea) is the source of this 1421-nucleotide messenger RNA. RefSeq lists its product as uncharacterized. The record is from RefSeq and is a predicted model, not a curated record. NCBI's taxonomy places the organism in Eukaryota, Viridiplantae, Streptophyta, Magnoliopsida, Fabales, Fabaceae.
CACUCCAAACAUUGUUCCUUCAAUUCAGCAGAAUUACAUUCUGAUUGGAGUCACUUUCCUCUAAUCAAGCUUCAUCUUAUCAUCUUUUGUUUCAAAAUAACACAUCGAUCCGAUAUAAAAUCAAUUUAAAAUAUAUAACUGAAUUCAAAUUUUACCUUACAGAUGGAUUUUCUUGUGUUGAGUUAAGACCUAAAGUCGAAUAUUUUUAUCAAACAUCUUUUACAAUUCCAAUUUCUCAAAGAUUUGUCUUUCUCCUUUGUUUCUAUUCUCCAACAGUAAUAGACAAAAUCUUCUCUGAUCUUUCCAACUUACACAGAAUCUUUCUACUCCAUCAAACUUGAAUAAAUGUUGAUGACACUCCCUUUCUUUUUGUAUCCCUCUAAAUCUGAAACACUGAAAAAAAAGUGUUCUUUCUGAACUUCUGAAUCAAAAUCAACCACAUAUUUUCAUUCCUUAAAGCCAUUUUGUUUUUCUGUUCGCUCCGAUUCUGUUUGUGUGUUGUCAUGUGCUCAGAAACAAGUUCACCUCGUCUCUCUUUCUCUCAUGAUCUCUCUGAAGAACUACAAGUUUCACCAAUGAAACAAGAUGUUACAUUGUUGCAUGACUCAAAUUCUGAUUUUGAGUUCAACACCAGCAGCACCAGCCUCGGGUUUGAAUCAUCUUCAGCAGAUGAACUUUUCUCCAAUGGGGUGAUCCUUCCAAUUCAGAUGCAAGACAAAACCACUGCAAGAAAACUAACUCAUCAUUUGGAACAUCCUCAACAACAUCCUCACACAACAAAACUCCCUCCUCGUCCAUGUUCCUCAGGUGUUGACAAAGUGAAGAAAGAAACCAUCAGAGAACUCCUGGAUGUGACUCCUGAGCAUGAGAAGAAGCCUCAUUCAAAGUCUUUCUGGGGAUUCAACAGAAGUAAGAGUCUGAAUCGUGAUACGAAGAAGAACAUGACAUGUUCUAUAUCUCUUUUGUCAAGAAGCAACUCAACAGGUUCAGUGCCAAAUCCAAAGAGGGUGAGUUCAAACAAGCAUGCUUCUGCAGCUAAAUCAUCAUCAUCAUCAUCAUCAUCAUCAUCAUCAUCAUCAUCAUCAUCAUCGUAUUCAUAUUCUUCCUUAAAUAUGCAUCCUAUGCAAAAAUCUCCUUCAGGUAAGGGUUAUGGAGGAUAUUAUCCCAACGGGCUUAGGAUUAACCCUGUGUUGAAUGUACCAACUCCUUGUGUUUCAAAGGGAAGUGCAAAUCUCUUCAGUUUGGGUUCAUUUUUACGCGUUGGGAAGGUUAAGAAGAGUAAGAAGUGAUUUGUUCUUGUGUUUUCAUCCUAAUCAUCGUCAUCAUGUCUUGAAAUCAUCUUGGUUUAUUUUAUUAUCAUAGUCAUUGUUUGCUAUGAUCAGACAAAGAAAGUGAGAGUUAAUAAAAGGCUAAUUACUGAA